Messenger RNA from Aureobasidium melanogenum CBS 110374, 1650 nucleotides. RefSeq lists its product as uncharacterized. NCBI's taxonomy places the organism in Eukaryota, Fungi, Ascomycota, Dothideomycetes, Dothideales, Saccotheciaceae. The record is from RefSeq and is a predicted model, not a curated record. Bases 1 to 1650 code for a protein of 549 amino acids. The transcript is spliced from 3 exons.
AUGUUCGGUGGUUUCGGUGCUGCGAGCAACUACGCCAGCUACAUCGACCCCUUCAAAGAAAGACCCCAGCCCGAUCCCCCGACGCACGUCGGCCUGCCCAACUACGCCAGACAAGAAAACUUGAGAAUAAGAGACUGGCACGAUGAGUCUGACCGUCCCAAUUUGCGCCGCGAUUUCGUCGAGUCACGCAAGGUCUCAGACAUCACAGCAAAGUUCUACGCCGACCUGAACAUCCGUUUUGCCAUACCAUGCCCUGUCGAUCAGCUAGUCCCAACAGACCACGAGAGUCGUCCGUACAUGCCGUCUAAUGAUGAGGAAUGGAACAUGACCAUGGCCGAAAACACAAAUAAUAACCAGGGCAAUUUCGUCACCAGACUUGUCGAGUUGAAGACCGAGAACGACAUUGCCUACCGAACCGUCACUCGCACAAACCUCCCUGAAGGCUUGACCAAGAUUCGUCUCAGUGACUUUCGCACAUUUUUCACGGCUCUCCACAGCAUGAGCGAGCACUGGGAAACAGAUCUUGACGACUACUUCGUCUUGGAUGACGACGGCAAAAGCGUUCGUGAAGAAGAUCACCCAGAAUACGCUGAUCCCGACAUGACGAUUGACGUGCGGAAUCUGGAAGAGCCUAUUGACCUUGGUCCUGCUACACCAUUAACCUACAGCGAACUCAUCGCAAGAGACCAGGGAUCUCCGCCGCUCUCAAAGGUCAUCUCUCAUGGCUCUGAUGCGUCUUCGGACGAUUUCUUGCGUGAAUUAUACCGUGGUAGACGCACCUCUACCGGCAGUAAGAUGCCUUGGGUUUACCGCAUGGACGUAAUCAAAGGCUUCAUGGAAGCAGCCGCCUUUCCUUUCCGCUGCAAGCUCGGUCCGCCGCGCGUACAUCCUACUCUUCUGUUGAGCGGCGUACGCUUGCCUGUCAACUACCAGUCGUUCAUGGUGCACCGUGUGCCGAAAGAGAAGGAGAAGAGACACAUGGUACAAGGGCCACUCAUGGCUGCGUACGUCCGUAAAGAGCUGGAAGACUUUGACUCGGGAUCUGAUGACGAGAAGCGAGACAAGCUACGGUUGGACCAGCUGAAGGAGGUUGGCAGUCUCUUGCACCUUGCACAAGAAAGACGGCGACAAGGCCGUGAAGAAAAGAUUUGGGCAAAGCCAAUCCCAAAAAGUGGAAAAUACUGGUUCAGCGAGAUGGCCUCGGAUGCGGCAGAGCCAGAAACGCCUGAUAUGGAUGAUGCCAACGAUCUCAUUGCUGCAGCAUUGGGCAAAGAAGCCGCUGCUCAAUUUGCAAACGGAAAGAAAAAGAAGAGGUCGCAGUACGAAAUCUGGAAAUCCAUGGAGCCAAUGAGGUCUUUCUGGGACCCUAACAGCGAGUAUCAAGCGAUCGGUAAAGAAGAGGGUAGCGAGUGGGACACGGUCUACGUGCUAUCAAGCAUGUACUAUCAUGUCUCAAUCCUUAAGCUACGAGUACACGGUGCCUACCUCGACUUUGUGGCCACCGGCAACUUCCCGGAGAAGAUUCCUGAGGACAAGGACUGGUGUCAUCCAGUGCUGCAACGCUCCAAGUGGUUCGACUUGUUUAACGUUAAGGACAGGAUAGAAGCAUUCCGUUGCCUCUGGGGUAUCAUGUGCUACCUGACCAGAUGA